This is a messenger RNA of Aphanomyces astaci, 648 nucleotides long. RefSeq lists its product as hypothetical. The record is from RefSeq and is a predicted model, not a curated record. The transcript is spliced from 7 exons. Bases 1 to 648 code for a protein of 215 amino acids. Lineage: Eukaryota; Oomycota; Saprolegniomycetes; Saprolegniales; Verrucalvaceae.
AUGUUGGUCGACUGGAUGAACGUGGUGUGCUACCAGGUCGAGGUGCAGUUGUGGCGGCCCUGGCACGGUCAGUUGCGGCCGAUAGUGCAUUCGCCUGCGGCGAAUGCGGCCGGUUGCAUCUGUGCACCAGUCCCAGUCCGGUCCGAGGCCAAUCCUGCCGUGGUUGGCGGUGUCUGUCUUGCGCCGAUCGAAGUCGAAUGGCUUGCCGCGUUGGCGAGAGUCGUGCGGCAGUUGGUGGGCGAAUUUUCGUGGCAUUCUAUUCUAAAGGCCACGGUGGACGAACCCACUUGUGUUGUGUGGUGCAUGAAGGUCGGUCUCCUACUCAACGCCUCGACAUAUCCCAAGUUUGACCUGGCCAUGUCCUUCGCGUUGAAGUCCAAGCGAUGGCGUUGCAGGCGUGCGGCGUGUGCAGACGGUGGGAGCGUUGAGCGUGGAAUGCGGUUUGAGUCGUUGUUCAAGGGUUCCAAGAUCCCUAUGGCAAAAGCUGGGGCGGACCGGACAAAACCAACGCUGUCGCGGCUCAUCAAGAAGCACAUUUCCCCUGGAACCAACAUCAUAUCGGACAGGUUUGGCUCAUACGUGUCGGCGAAUGAAAGCCACAACCUGAAGAACAAUCCACUGUUGGUCGACCAUUCGUAUGGUCACUAG